AUUUCAGAUAUUGCUGUAGACUAUUUCCAAGAUGUUGCACCCCGGAAAUUUGGUCGUGUUGAUCGUAUCUUGGCAUCAUCUGUUACCAGCCGAACUCGUGCAUCUCCAUGUUCUGUUAUGAUGAGUAUGAUAUAUGCUAAACGACUCCGCCAUAAAAAUCCUGCUUACUUAGAUCACAUGUCUUCAUCUGAUUUAUUUCUGAUUAGUAUGAUGAUGGCUAGUAAGUUUAUUUAUGAUGAUGGUGUUGAAGAGGAAGUGUUUAAUGAUGAAUGGGCCGAGGCAGCAGAUUUAGAGAUCUCAGAAAUCAACAAUUUAGAACAGCAAUUUCUUCAGGCUAUUGUAAGUAAUAGUUAA
This is a messenger RNA of Lottia gigantea (owl limpet), 354 nucleotides long. RefSeq lists its product as hypothetical. Gene Ontology annotation, cellular component: cyclin-dependent protein kinase holoenzyme complex; nucleus. Gene Ontology annotation, molecular function: cyclin-dependent protein serine/threonine kinase regulator activity; protein kinase binding. The record is from RefSeq and is a predicted model, not a curated record. Gene Ontology annotation, biological process: regulation of cyclin-dependent protein serine/threonine kinase activity. The transcript is spliced from 3 exons. Lineage: Eukaryota; Metazoa; Mollusca; Gastropoda; Lottiidae. The annotation marks the transcript as partial.